AUGAAUUUAGACCAUGCAUUAAGGGAUGAACAACCUGCACCUCUCACUAUGGAAAGCACCUGUGAUGAGAAAGCGAAUUUUGAAAGGUGGGACCGUUCAAAUCGCAUGAGUUUAAUGAUUAUGAAACACAACAUCCCAGAAGCCUUUUGGGGCACAGAAUCCGAAGGGAUUACUAAGGCCAAGAAUUUCCUUGAACAAAUUGAGGAACGUCUUGCUAAAAACGAUAAGGUUGAAAUGACAACACUUCUAGAUUCUUUGAUGACCAUGAAGUAUAAGGGUCAAGGAAAUGUAAGGGAGUAUAUUAUGGAAAUGCAUCAUAUUCUCUCAAGGCUUAAGACACUUAAGAUUGAGCUUUCUGAUGAUGUGCUUGUGCUUAUGGUUUUGUUAACACUUCCUGCACAAUUUAACCAAUUUAAAAUUAGUUACGAUUGUUAA
Molecule: messenger RNA, 435 nt
Organism: Humulus lupulus (European hop)
Lineage: Eukaryota; Viridiplantae; Streptophyta; Magnoliopsida; Rosales; Cannabaceae
Exons: 1
Coding region: 1-435 (144 amino acids)
Source: RefSeq, a predicted model, not a curated record